AUCAAAAUGGCUGCGGUUCUCCAUCGAACUCCAGAUGUUGCAGGUAAAAUAUUGUCUACUAUGCUUCAUUAUUAUUUCUUUUUAGACAAUUUAUAGCUGGAAAUGAACCUACAACAAAAUGAUUAAUGCUACCUAACGAUAAAAGUAAAAAAAAAUGUUUUUUCUGAUCAAGACAAAAUCAAACAAAGACUAAAUAAUUUUAAAAGCUUCGAUUUAAGAUUGACAAGAACUAAAUAAUCAAUAUUAGCCUUUUCCUACUUGGAAUUUAAUUCGAUCAAGCAGACUACAUAUUUAACUGAGUUAUAUCUACCUCACUUAAAUAAUAAUAUCACGAUUAGCCGAUUACAAGAGGAAAUCUUGGCUAAGGUGAGAAAAAUUAGUCCAUGAAUAUUCGAACGGAUAUGGUGAACAGUUCUUGGGAAUGCUGCCGAAAGUGGGUAUUAGAUCAAGGACUAUUGGGUCAAUAUAAACAUCUGUACAAUGCCCAUAGCGUUACCUGGUGUAUGCCGCGAGUUAAGUUGCAUGUUAUGAUUGAUUUCUCAGGCAUGGAUGUACCUUUAAAGAACCCAGUUAUAAAACCAUAUUACCGAGAUGGCUUCGGCAGUAAGUCAAUAGGGGAGCCAGAGUGGAGGCCACAUCCCAGAAACGCUCUCUCUGUGCCUGGUAGACUUGAUAACACCGCAAAGUAAGUUAACGUGAAUGAUCAUCAAACAUAUACUUUUUCGAAGAAUUGGGAUUUCUAAGCAAGAUCAUCAGGUAUCUAGUUUGUGACCUUAUCAACAAGAUUUUGAUAAUGGGCUGAAAUUAAGUGCUCUAAGAUACCAAUUUCAAGCUCUCAAAUCAAAGAAAAAUUACUUACGUGUUUUUAUGGUACUUACUUAGCAUGUAUCAGGUUACAUGCAUUCACGUUUGUAAAAAAAAAAGAAAGAAAAAUUGUUUGAUGACCACCAACUUGAAGAUGGCCGAAGUAUUGGCUGGCCCAAGUAAUCUGCAAUGUAUUUAAUAUAUUCAAUAUAUUUUUCAGGUCUUAAGCAUUUUUUUCACCUUGUGAUUAUAAAUGACAAUUAAACAUUUUGUUAUAUUUACAAUACUCCUGAAUCACAUUCACUUCAAGUAUAAAAUGUAGUGUUAAACAUUUCAUUUAGUUUUGCAUUGAUAUUGUUUCUUUAGAGGGGGCAAUGGUCUUGACUGGACUUCGAGUAUUCGUUGUGCACCUUUAGAGGAAGCAAGACAAACAUCACGCAGGCCAAGCAAGGAAGCACCACCAUACUACAGCGUGAAAAACAGUGUCAAGUCUACAGCCAGGGAGGAGGGUGAGGCUUCAACUAUAUACACACCUUACAAAAAACUUGCAUAAUUUCAACAAAAAUUUAAGAAUAGUGGUGUUAAACAUAGGUAACCCCUGGGUUCAAACCAUUUAGCCCACUAAUUCAAUCAGUUACAAAGUGAAUGAAUGAACAAAUUAUUGAAUAAUGAAUACAGAUGACAUAUGAUCAGGACUGUUCAGUCCUUGUUAAAGUGAAGUCUUCUUUUGAAAGAAUUUGUUUUGAAAUUCACUGUGUCAACCGAUGAUAAGUGUUAACUUGGUUUUGUACAUCCAUGUAUUCAGUGCUGGUCUCAUGAUAGUUGUGGUUCAUUGUGUUUCAUUUUAGCAGCCCAAGCAUCCCACACAGACAAUAUAGAGGAAGAGAAACCCUAUAGCGUCAAGCCUACAGUUGUAUAUGACACAUAUGAUGAUUUUGAACAAAUUUAUUUGAGAAGACCACUGGAGAUAUCUCUAAGAAUGUCUGUUGGGGCAAAGAAAUCAGGUAUGUCUUCCAGGAUAUUCAACAGGUGUAUGUAAUCUUGUCUUCAAAAUACGAGUGUAAUUACCUAGCAUCAGUUUCCAUAUUCUUUAUACUCUUCUCUUCUUCCUUUUGUAAUGACCAGAAUAAUUUCUUCAUCAAUCAAAGCUUCUUAUGUUGGGAAUCAUUUUUUUUAUAUUCUUGUAAUCUAAUUGAAUGAUCCAGCAGUAUUACUGUAAGGAGAAAUUAGAGGCUGAAGAAUUGUAGGGUUUGAAGGAUUACAGGGUUACAUGGGUUAUAUGAUUGUAAUACAUAAAUUUGGGAUUCAGCUCUGAGUUUUAUCCAAAGAAUUGUAUUUGGUUAUGAUACAUGUAGGAAUCAAUUUUUAACCACAGGGUGAAAAAAAGAGUAAGAAGGCUUUUCCAUUUUAGGGACUUUUGUAAGGUUCUAAUCUUCUUCAGUUUAACCCUUUCCACCCUAACAUCAGUAUGGAUAUACUCCAUACUGUUUUCUAUACCUUUCCUAAGGUGCUGACAAGGAUAAUUUGUUUAUCAAUGGAGAGAAUAUUUAUUUGGUGAUCAUUUCCUAUACCCUGGUGAAAAACCUCACAGGAUCUUUGAGGAUCUUCAAGGAUUGACAAAGACCUGCCAAAGAUCCUUAAGGACAAGGAUCUUUAAAAGAUCUUUAAAGGAUCUGUAAAAGAUCCUCAAAGAUCUUUGUAAGCAAAAACGUUUGUUAAGAUCCUCAAGGAUUUGAUAAAGAUCCUCAAAGGAUAUUACAAAGAUCCUCAUAAGGAUCCUUGCAAAGUUCUUUUCAAGGAUCCUUCAAGAUCCUCAAGGAUUUAGCAAGGAUCUUUCAAAGACCCUCAAAAGAUCCUUUCAAGGAUUCUUUCAAGAUCUUUGUAAGGAUCCUUAAGGAUUUAAUCAGGAUCUUGCAAGGAUCCUAGUCAAGAUCUUUGCAGGAUCUUUUUGAGGAUCUUUCAAGAUCCUCAAGGAUUUAAUGAGGAUCUUUUAAAGACCUUCCAAAGAUCCUUUCAAGGAUCCUAUUAAGAUCUUUGCAAGGAUCCUUAAGGAUUUGAUCAGGAUCUUACAAGGAUCCUACUCAAGAUCUUUGCAAGAUCUUUUCAAGGAUCCUUCAAGAUCCUCAAGGAUUUAAUGAGGAUCUUUUAAAGACCUACAAAAGAUCCUUUCAAGGAUCCUGUAAAGAUAUUUGCCAGGAUCCUUAGGAAUUUGAUCAGGAUCUUACAAGGAUCCUUAAGUCAAGAUCUUUGCAGGAUCUUUUCAAGGAUCCUUCAGGAUCCUUAAGGAUUUAAUGAGGAUCUUUUAAAGACCUUCAAAAGAACCUUUUAGGGAUCCUGCUAAGAUCUUUGCUAAGAUCCUUAAGAAUUUGAUCAGGAGUUACAAGGAUCCUAGUCAAGAUCUUUGCAUGAUCUGUUCUACAAUCCUUCAAGAUCCUCAAGGAAUUGAAAAGGAUCUUCCAAAUAUCUUUAAAAGGUUCAUUUCAUGAUUUUGUACAGCUCUUUGUAAGGAUCCUUUUUGAAUUUGAUGUGGAUCUCAAAGGCAACUUUGUCAAGAUCUCUACCACAUCUCUGCAUUAUGAAUUAGGUUCCUUUGAAAUCCUCAAGUAAUUUCAAACAUAACAAAAUUGUAAAUUGAGGGCUCACUGUUUUAUAAUUUAAACACAUCAAGGAAUUUUCGCAGAAAAUUAUUGUGCAAUGAGUGUAAUGAAGGUUUGCGCAUAGCAACGCCAUGCUCGAGGCUUUCGGGAAACUUUGUGACUACUUACAUGACAACAAAUAGGGUUUUGCAUUAUGGGAUAGGAAUUUAUACGCGCCGAGAUUUUUAACGGUCGCAUAAAAACAUAAGAAGCUCGUUGUUACGGCAAAUAUCAUCGAUAAUGGUCGGAACUAAAGGGAAAAUGUACACAGAAAUAAAAGUAAAGGAAAGGCGUUUUCUGGAGUUCAGAAACAAGCGAAAAGAGAGACAGAAACAACCGAAAUCGUCAAUCAAACUCCAAGCAGGUCUCGCGAUUGCUCUGAUUGAGGCUGAAUGAAAAGAAUUCAUUGGUACUUCUGGAAAGAAAAUGAAGAUGCCAUCCUCGCCUAAUGAUUCUUGCUCUGAGCUCUUGGAGAGUGAGGAUGCAAAUGAUGUGUUACAGGGACAAGGAUACAGGCUUAUCGAUCUAGAGAGAUUCUCCUCGACGCUCACUGAAGGACAUGUUUCUGAAGAAGGUGUGAAUUUACUUGGUUCUCUGUAACCAACUUAAAAAGCUCUUUUAGAGGUUGUCAUAUGAAUUCCCGAAAACACUUAUUUUGUACCUCAGGAUGUAUUAGUUCAAUUAAUCUGAAGUUUUCAGGGCUGUAUCCUCUUACUGAGUUGAGUUGGAUAAGCUGACAGUUUCUCUAUAAGCUGAAUUUUAAGUAAGAUAUUGUGGAAUAACUCACCUAAUAAUCUCGGUGAACUUUGAACGGGCACUGUGCCCAUAAUAUAAACGACUCCAAAAGUUCCUCAGCUCAUCCAAAAGAACGACCCUAGUACUUUGUUUUGACACUAAAAACACUUGAUUUCAUGCAAUCUUUGUGCAGUUAUCUUUUCUCAAGUAUACCUAGGUUUUUCACACCAUGUGGUGGACAAAUUGAUCUGAUGUCAAAUAACAAAUUAGUUUAGGGCAACAUAUUAGUUAUAUUCAGUAUGUGUGAUUCCUAAAGUUUUCCUUUGGUAUAUAGGUUAAUAUGGUUCAGAAAUAUAGUCAUUGAAGUACUCUUGUUUGCCUUUUUUUCAUGUUUACCCCCUCAGUAAGAGUAGUCUGAGUCUGGUCAUAGUCUAUUCCUAGACAAGUUUAACACAUAUAUUUUGGUCUUCUUAUCUUUGAGCUGGACUGUUGCCAGAUUUUUUGGAAAAUGAAAAUCUUAGUACUAACCUAAAGUCUGAACAGAAAUAGUGUAGAAGUAGUCCUACUAGAAGAGGAUGGGUAAUUCUCGUUUAGCAAUAAAAAAAAGUUUUAUCUUCAUUUUUUUAUGUUUGGUUCAAUUUUUCUUUUUAACUUAGUAUGAGGAUUUAAGUAUGCUUAUUUUCUUGUCAAAAUUUCGAAGGUUCUAUAACAUUCUUGCUAAGAUCCUCAACAAUCUUCCAUUUCCUUGCCAGGAUCUUCAAGGUUCACUGACAUUCUUGUCAAGAUCUUUAAGGAUCUUCAAAUCUCUUGCAAAGAUCUUUAAUUUGGCUGUCAAAAUCUUCAAGGAUCUUUCUUUUUUUUGCCAAGAUCUUCAAAGAUCUUUCAAUUUAUUGCCAAGAUCUUUAAGGGUCUUUUAUUUUCUUUCCAAGAUCUGUAAGGAUCUUCAAAAUUUUCAAAAAGAUCCUUGAAGAUCUUGGCAAGAAAAUGAGAGAUCCUCAAAGAUCUUAACAAGAAUUUGGAAGAUCCUCAAAGAAUUUUCAAAGAUCUUUAAAGGAUCUUCAAAGUUCAUGUAAAGAUCUUUGAAGAUCCAGACAAGAUCUUCAAGGAUCUUGACAGGAAAAUGAAAGAUCCUUAAAGAUCUUGGCAAGAAAGUCAAAGAUCCUCAAAGAUCUUGGCAAGAAAAUCAAAGAUCCUUGAAGAUCUUGGCAAGAAAAUCAAAGAUCCUUGAAGAUCUUGGCAAGAAAAUCAAAGAUCCUUGAAGAUCUUGGCAAGAAAAUCAAAGAUCCUUGAGGAUCUUGGCAAGAAAAUCAAAGAUCCUUGAAGAUCUUAACAAGAAUUUUGAAGAUCCUCAUGAAGAUCCUCAAGAGGAUCCUCAAAGGUCCUCAUGAAGAUCUUGUAAGAUCCUUAAAGAUCCUUGAAAGAUUUUCACCAGGGAUAUUCUUGUGACCUUACUGUGUCAUGCUGGGGUUAUACUGUUGGAAGAGAUAAGAUGCUGGUCACUCUCAGGGGUUAAAGGGUUAAAGAUCAUAUGAUACUGUAACUCCUUAUCAUUAUGUUUAUUAACCUUAAUUGCAAACUCAAUGCCAAAAAAAAAAAAUGCAAUAAAAAAUCCAGCCUUCCUUUUUUAUUUUUAUCAAUUAUAUAUUUGUUAAAUAAAUUUUCAAUAUAUAUUUCAUACAAAUCCUGAUUAAUUAUUACAUCCUUUCAGUAUUUGAACAAAGAAAUGGUAUCCCUGCAGCCUCACUAGGAGAUAAGAGUUACCAGGUCCCAGAAUACUCAUCUGACUUCCAUAAACAGGGAAGUACAAGGCCUGUUGUUAACUUUGGGUGAGUACAAACAUAGUUAUGUGGAUUUAUUUAUUUAUAAUUAUAGGCUUGUGCCAGAUAAAAAUGGUUCUGCAAAGUGUGCAUAAAAUGUACACAUCUAUUUUGUCAGUGGAUCAGACCCAAUUGAAUGCAACUUGACAAUAUUUACCUUUUGUGAACCAAACUAAGGGUUAUAAUCAAUAAACUCAAAAAUUGAAAAAAAAAAUUAAGGUGAUUUCUUGGGAAGUUAUAUUUAAAUCACACUCGUUUAACAUUUUUUUUUUUAAUUAGAGGUUCUCUAAAAUAUGUUCCAGACACCUUUGUUCCUCUUCAAGAUUUGCCAUCCAGACCAAGGUAAGUCAUAGGAUGAAAUAAAAACAUGAUUCAGUUAUGAUAAUUUUGAGAUUGUUUCAUCAAAUCAAACUUAAUAGUUUACUACAUGUACAAGUGAUACCUAAAUGUACAUGCUCCUUCAUCUUGUUUUAUCUUCAAGAACCACUUUUGAAGAAAGAGAGAAGAGAAAGGCAAAGAAAGAGGAAAUUGAGGAGGUUAAAAAUUUAGAUCAUUGGAGACCAGCUGAUUUGCUAUCACCUGUGUUGCAGCUUCCUGAAUCACAUGGAUGACAUACAGCAACCAAGAGUUAGCCUUAGAAUCAAUUUCUACAAUUGUAGCUGAUAAUGUAAGGUCAGGCUAUUCCCUUUAAAACUUUAGUUAUUGCCUGUAGCACAGUAGGGAAUUAAUGCAAAUUAGUGGAGAGCAAAGCAUAAAUUGAUAAUUGAUAUUCCACCCAAAAGUGAACUCUGACUGGCCUGUUCUUCUAAACACCAGGUUACAAAUGAUAAAGGCAAUCACUUGUUUCCAUGCAUUAGUCUCUGUAUUAUUUAUCUCGUGGUGAGGAUUAACUGUUUUUGGACAAGUGCUCUUCUGUAAAUAUACUUCAUGGUAAUGAUACAAAAAGGAGAAAGUUCAAGAAAUCAUUUGCUGUCACCAAUAAACACAAUACCACUAUUAAAUAUAUGGAAAGUGUACUUCUAGACCAAGGACAAUAUCAAAAUUAGGAGGGAAAUAGAUUUUAACUGAUGUAAUUUUUAAGACACUUGUAAAGCCUGCAUAAAUUACAUUUGUGUUAUUUGGUGUUUGCAAUCACAUGCCUGCCUCGGUCACACCUAUCUACAGAAAUCUUGACCUGAAUUGUCUGAUAACUUGCAUUGACUUGCAGUAGUGACAGUUUUCUAUAGAUCAUUAGCUAUAGUUACCAGAAAAGUACAUGCAGGUCACUUCUUUAUGAAGACAUUGGCCAUUCAAUGAAACUUUCAAAUUAAAGAAAAAAAACAAGCUUUAAAAGUUCUAAAUUUUCUAAGUCAAUGCUCUGUCAUUGUUGGAAAGUGUGACUAGAGGGAUAGUUCUGCUAAUAACUGAACCUGACUUAAUCAAAGAAGGGCUUUUUUGUCACCAAUUUGUCACAAACUGCAGUUCAAGAUUCAUUAAUUAAUACAUAUUUAAAUAUUCUUGCUUUGCAUUAAAUCUGGGGCCACAGGGUGGAAGUAAUGUUGUAGGACCAGCUUUGCAUAAUGGUGUACAAAACUUUCAGUUUAAAUUCAUAAAGAUAUCAAUUCAAAAAACCUUUCCAAAAGAUGGAUAAAAAGGUCUAAUACCUUAUUGCCUUCUAUUUUUGAUAAAAGACUUUUUGCAAAUAUUUUGUUGUUGUAUAGUUCAUAUUUGAUCCUGUACAUAUAUUUUCAAUGCACACAGUAUUUGCUAAGAAAAUGCUAUUUUUUAAUACUGAAC
This is a messenger RNA of Pocillopora meandrina, 7768 nucleotides long. NCBI's taxonomy places the organism in Eukaryota, Metazoa, Cnidaria, Anthozoa, Scleractinia, Pocilloporidae. The record is from the annotation of a GenBank genome assembly.